AUGAUGCUGAUCGACCUGUUUGUGAACUUGUUCGGUGGCUCCCAACCUCCCGACCCGGUGCAGGAAUUCAUCGACCAUGUAGCCAAAUGCCUAGUUGGGGAAUUUGACAAGGCGCCUCCGCCGAAACUUGACUAUACCAUCCCCAGCGUCACUUAUGAAUCCGGCAAAGUGACCGGCAUCACCAUUAAGGGCGAGAACACCACAGCCGAUGAAAUCAGCAUCCCGAAUGCACGCAUUAUCGUGACCAGCGGCAGCGACGACGUCUGUCUGUUCUCUACGAGUGAAUUUGAGCUGGUGGAGGACUCAGACCCCGACAAAGACUCGGAUGGACAUCUCUAUGUGACUCCGAACAGUAAAGCCGAGGGCACCUUAUCCAGUAGCGUCCUCGGUGAUGAGAUGGAAUACCAUGAAUAUGAUCUAGUAGUCGGAGGAAACAAGAAGGAUACGGAGAACAGUUUGCACAAGCUGAUCCUGCAAGCGAAGGAGAGCUUCACAGCAGUCUGGACGGGGAAGAUUAACAAAAGCGGUCGGAGUCUGGUCGAGAUCAUUGAGAAAUCGGAUCUUGACAAAUGCCAUGUUCAGUACACGGUGUUGAGAAUCUGA
Messenger RNA from Aspergillus luchuensis, 603 nucleotides. RefSeq lists its product as uncharacterized. The record is from RefSeq and is a predicted model, not a curated record. NCBI's taxonomy places the organism in Eukaryota, Fungi, Ascomycota, Eurotiomycetes, Eurotiales, Aspergillaceae. The transcript has a single exon. The coding region runs from base 1 to 603 and encodes 200 amino acids.